AUGCAUUUUAAAGGGGCCGCUGAAAAAAGCUCAAAACAUGGUGAAGGAGAACGUAUUCAGUCACUUGUAGCUGUGAUUCGUGAUCGUAUGAGGAUUCAGGAGAAGAACAAGCCGGAGAUCUUCGAAACAAUACGGGUUGUCUUUAACGUUGACGAACGGACACAACAGGAGACAUUGAAGCAGAUCAAAACGAGCAUACUCGAAGGUAGCAGUAAAUGGAGUGCGAAAAUUACGCUCACAGUAAUUUGUGCUCAAGGACUUAUUGCCAAAGACAAGACCGGCAAGAGUGAUCCGUAUGUCACUGCUCAGGUUGGUAAAGUGAAAAGGCGCACUCGCACAAUCCAUCAAGAACUGAACCCUGUAUGGAAUGAGAAAUUCUUCUUCGAAUGUCAUAACUCAACCGAUCGAAUAAAAGUCCGUGUUUGGGAUGAAGAUAACGACUUGAGGUCGAAGUUGAGACAGAAGCUGACACGAGAAAGCGAUGACUUUUUGGGACAGACCGUGAUCGAUGUGCGAACGCUUUCAGGAGAGAUGGAUCUUUGGUACAACCUUGAAAAGCGAACGGACAAAUCUGCGGUCUCGGGGGCGAUUCGGCUCCAUAUCUCCGUGGAAAUCAAAGGAGAGGAAAAGCUUGCCUCAUAUCAUGUGCAGUACACGUGUUUACACGAACAUCUUUUCCAGGCGAUGUGUGUCGAGAAUGAUGAAGUACGAUUGCCGGAUGCUAAAGGUGAAGACAGUUGGAAGAUCUAUUUCGAUGAUGUCGGGCAGGAAAUAGUUGAAGAAUUUGCUAUGCGUUAUGGUAUCGAAUGCAUUUAUCAGGCUAUGACACAUUUCGCUUGCCUUUGCACAAGGUAUAUGUGUGUUGGAGUACCUGCCGUACUAUCCACGUUACUCGCCAACAUCAAUGCGUGA
Molecule: messenger RNA, 912 nt
Organism: Angiostrongylus costaricensis
Lineage: Eukaryota; Metazoa; Nematoda; Chromadorea; Rhabditida; Metastrongylidae
Source: the annotation of a GenBank genome assembly